Messenger RNA from Bombyx mandarina (wild silkworm), 1413 nucleotides. It is a transcript of the gene eIF3e, whose product is annotated as eukaryotic translation initiation factor 3 subunit e. Gene Ontology annotation, cellular component: eukaryotic translation initiation factor 3 complex; cytoplasm. Lineage: Eukaryota; Metazoa; Arthropoda; Insecta; Lepidoptera; Bombycidae. The record is from RefSeq and is a predicted model, not a curated record. Gene Ontology annotation, molecular function: translation initiation factor activity.
AUGAGUUACUCAAAAUUUGAUUUAACGUUUAAAAUAGGACAGUAUCUUGAUCGGCAUCUCGUGUUUCCUUUACUAGAAUUCUUAGCAGCAAAGGAGACAUAUGACCAGUCAGAGCUCCUGCAGGCAAAGUUGGAGAUUUUGAGCAAAACUAACAUGAUAGAUUAUGUUAUUGACAUCAGAAGAAUGCUCUAUCCUGAAGAAGACACUCCUGAAGAAAUUAUACAGCGGAGAGGUGUAGUUCUUUCGGAACUACAGGAACUUCAAGAUGCAGUAGAGCCAGUAUUGAGACUCAUGCAAAGAGAUGAUGUAAUGAAAACAAUUGAAACCAUGAGGGAUCCUAAAACUCUUAUAAACCAUCUUUCGACAAAUAAGGAGUAUGAGUUUAAAAUUGAAAUGAUCGAUAGCAUGUAUCGUUUGGCCAAAUAUCGCUAUGAAUGUGGAAAUUAUGUGGAGUCAGCGUCAUAUCUUUACUUUUGUCAACUGGUGAUGUCGCCGACUGACAAGAAUUAUUUGUCGGUUCUUUGGGGUAAAUUGGCUAGCGAAAUUUUGGUACAAAAUUGGGAUGGCGCGCUCGAUGAUCUAACCAAACUUCGAGAGUUCAUCGAUAACGGUGGAGCCGGUUCCACUGCCAGCAACAUGCAAGCCCUACAGCAACGGACCUGGCUGGUUCACUGGUCGCUAUUCGUGUUCUUCAAUCAUGUCAAAGGACGUGAUUUGAUCAUCGAAAUGUUCCUGUAUAAGCCUUUGUACUUGAACGCCAUCCAGACGAUGUGUCCCCACAUCCUCCGCUACUUGGCUACUGCAGUAAUCAUAAACAGGUCUCGCAGAAACGCCUUGAAGGACCUUGUGAAAGUUAUUCAACAAGAAGCUUACACCUAUAGAGAUCCUAUCACAGAGUUCAUUGAACAUCUGUACGUUAAUUUUGAUUUCGAAGCGGCCCGUCGAAAACUGAAUCAAUGCCAAGCUGUACUUUUGACUGACUUUUUCUUAAUCGCCUGUUUGGAAGAGUUUGUCGAAAAUGCUCGACUGAUGAUCUUUGAAACUUUCUGCCGUAUUCAUCAAGUCAUUAGUAUUGGAAUGUUAGCCGAGAACUUAAACAUGCAGCCUGAUGAAGCGGAAUGCUGGAUCGUGAACUUAAUCCGUAAUGCGCGCCUGGACGCGAAGAUCGAUUCCAAGUUAGGUCACGUGGUGAUGGGUGCACAACCUCUUUCGCCAUAUCAACAAUUAGUUGAGAGAAUCGAUUCACUGGCAGUGAGGUCCGAAGCUCUGACUUCAUUAGUGGAAAGGAAACAUAAAGCACGCAAUCAAGAUAUACGUUGGGGUACUCAAGAGUUUUAAUUGAAAAAACGCUACUUGAAGCUUUUUUACUUCAAGAUAAUGACAUAAUUAAAACAAAUUAAACAGAUUUGUAUA